Molecule: messenger RNA, 1012 nt
Organism: Cyprinus carpio (common carp)
Lineage: Eukaryota; Metazoa; Chordata; Actinopteri; Cypriniformes; Cyprinidae
Product: TSEN15 tRNA splicing endonuclease subunit
Biological process (GO): tRNA splicing, via endonucleolytic cleavage and ligation
Molecular function (GO): nucleic acid binding
Source: RefSeq, a predicted model, not a curated record
ACACUACUAUGGCGAAGGCUUAUGAAUAUUAAUUACGUUAUAUGACGUUCGCCCAGUAGACAACGCUGAUUUGCUCGUAGUCGCUACACUCCGGCGAAUGAACUCACGUGAUUGGACGCUCGAGGACAGUUACCACGCAACUCGUUUAAUAUUCAUGAGACGUGCCUUUGGAGUAGUAGGAUUCGUAAUCUACGAGUGCGGAAGGAUAUACGUGCACGUGGUGAAUCUGUAAACAGUUUUAGUGUCAUGCAUUUAUUCAGUUUACGGUUUAAGAAAUAAAAGGAGGAGAGUUUAAUAAUAUUAUGGACGAAGUAAAUCGAGCAGAUCCUCCGAACUGGAUCCAGCAGCACGCCGUCUAUCAAGACCUGAUGCAUUUAGAUGUCGGUGACAGUGCUCAAGUAUAUGCUGCCUUCCUGGUGUACAUGGAUCUGACGGAAGUGCGUAAAUGGAAAGAGGUGGUUGGAGUUUCCUGCCCAGAGUUACAGGCGGUUCUUCUGGAGGCUCGAGAGAAGGAAGGAGAAGCAGCUCAGAUGAUCUUCCCUCUGCCUUCACACAGAUCCAUCAAACACAGAGAGUUGCGGUGUAUAUUGGACAGAGGUGCCCCGAUGCUCUUGUGUGCAGUGGCUUCGGACUCCACUCUGGUGUAUCAGAGACUGUGUGAUGGUUUUCUGACCCCUGACCCUCCUGUGGACAUUCGAGACCAAGGCCGCCGACAGCAUCGCAAACGGAGGUUACAGACAUGAGAGAAACACCCAGAUGAUACAGACAGACUGUGAUUCCUAACUCUCCAGAUGUGAGGAUUGGGUAGUACUUACAGUUCGAAUACAUUUCUGAACUCAUUUUAUUUUUGUGGAUGAGAGAGAUUGGGUGAACCAAGGAAUAGUUCUUCCAAAUCUUGUCAUUUAUUCACCCCUUGUUCCAAACCUAAAAGGGUUACUCCAUCCCAAAAUGAAAUCUUUUGUCAUUAAUCACUUACCCCCAUGUCAUUUCAAACCCGUAAAAGCUUUGUUUG